AAGAACAUGGCGAAGCCCAGACCCACUUUCCGAACUGACGGGUAUUCUCGAAUUGAAUUUGUUCCUAAACAAAGUAUAAACAACUCAUCCACUGUAGAGAGCUAAGCUAAUCGUUGAUCACUCAUCGCCCAUUUCAAUCUUUCACAAACCCAGAGGGAGAGACAAAGAUGAGCAGCAGUCCGGGGACGCACUCGCUGGCGUUCAGGGUGAUGCGGCUGUGCAGGCCGUCGUUCCACGUGGACCCUCCGCUCCGCCUGGACCCGACCGAUCUCAUUGCCGGCGAGGAUAUCUUCGACGACCCCAUCGCCGCCUCCCACCUCCCUCGCCUCAUCGACUGCCACGUUGCCAACCCCGCCGACUCCUCGGAUCUCAGCUAUCGCUCCCGAUUUCUCCUCCACGACCCCUCCGACCCCAUGGGCCUCUCCGGCCUCCUCGUCCUCCCCCAAUCCUUCGGCGCGAUUUACUUGGGAGAGACUUUCUGUAGCUAUAUCAGCAUCAACAACAGCUCCAAUUUCGAAGUCAAGGAAGUUAUAAUCAAGGCGGAAAUGCAAACGGAGAGACAGAGAAUCUUGCUGUUGGACACCUCGAAAGCGCCCGUUGAAUCUAUACGCGCGGGAGGGCGCUACGAUUUCAUCGUCGAACACGAUGUUAAGGAACUUGGAGCUCACACGCUUGUCUGCACUGCGCUGUACAAUGAUGGUGAUGGCGAGCGUAAAUAUCUUCCGCAGUUCUUCAAGUUCGUUGUUGCCAAUCCGCUUUCUGUUAGGACAAAGGUUCGUGUUGUUAAGGAAACUACAUUUCUGGAAGCUUGCAUUGAAAAUCAUACUAAAUCAAACCUUUUUAUGGACCAAGUUGAGUUUGAGCCCACUCAGCAUUGGAGUGCAACAAUAUUAAAAGCCAAUGAGCACGAUUCAGACAACAAUUCUAAGACUAGAGAGAAGACACCAGUCCUUAUCAGAUCUGGUGGAGGAAUUCACAACUAUCUUUAUAAGUUGAAAUUGUCAUCUCAUGGUUCUGCACAAAUGAAAGUUGAGGGUAGUAAUAUUCUUGGGAAACUUCAGAUUACAUGGCGUACAAAUCUGGGGGAACCUGGUCGCCUACAGACACAGCAGAUUCUGGGCACUCCUGUCACACGCAGCAAUAUUGAGUUGCAUGUUGUGGAGGUUCCAUCGAUUAUCAACUUGGAAAGACCCUUUUCGCUACACUUGAAACUCACAAACCAGACAGAGAGAGAAUUGGGACCUUUUGAAGUUUCUUUGCUGCAAAAUGGGUUGCUUGAAGAGAAGGUUAUUAUGAUUAAUGGUCUCAAAACGACGGUCUUACCUCAGGUUGCAGCGUUUAGUUACACAGACUUCCACCUGAACCUCAUUGCUACUAAACUUGGAGUUCAGAGAAUCACAGGCAUUACAGUGUUUGACACAAGUGAGAAGAGAUCUUAUGAACCUUUGCCAGACUUUGAGAUUUUCGUGGAUUUGGACUAAUUUAUUGGCUAGUUUUCACCUGCUGAGCCUGAUGUUCUUUUCAUACUUCUUGUGGGGAUUAAUCCGUCUGUGGGCAUAUGAUGUUAUGAUCUGUAUCAUCAUUGGGCUUCAAUUAGAUCAAGCAGAUCUAGACAAACAGAAAAACCCAAGUUCAUCCAGUUUGAUGACUGUUGACGCCAACCCUCCUCAGGCUGGGAUGACUUGCUGUGGUGCUUUCACAUGAAUCUUUCCCUUCUCAGCAAGGACAAAAUCUGGUUCUCAAAGUUUUUGGUAAUUCAAUUACUUUGAGAUCAUAUACUAAGUUGUAUGAUUGAUUUGAAAAAAAUAUAUCUGCUAUCAUAUUUUCUAGUUGUAAAGAAGCAACUUUCUGAUGUUAACUUAACUCAGGUGUUCUGAAGAAGUAAAUUUCUUAUGAAA
Molecule: messenger RNA, 1898 nt
Organism: Alnus glutinosa
Lineage: Eukaryota; Viridiplantae; Streptophyta; Magnoliopsida; Fagales; Betulaceae
Exons: 12
Coding region: 168-1481 (437 amino acids)
Cellular component (GO): TRAPPIII protein complex
Source: RefSeq, a predicted model, not a curated record